Molecule: messenger RNA, 1266 nt
Organism: Pygoscelis adeliae (Adelie penguin)
Lineage: Eukaryota; Metazoa; Chordata; Aves; Sphenisciformes; Spheniscidae
Gene: GEMIN6
Product: gem (nuclear organelle) associated protein 6
Exons: 3
Coding region: 69-572 (167 amino acids)
Biological process (GO): spliceosomal snRNP assembly; spliceosomal complex assembly
Cellular component (GO): nucleus; SMN complex
Source: RefSeq, a predicted model, not a curated record
AGGCACCCUCGGCAGGGUGGGGAACCGAGCGGUCGGCGGCCACCGAGUCGGUUCUGGGUGUAGGAAAUAUGAAUGACUGGCAGAGGAAAAGCCCUCUAGACUGGGAAACAUAUGUGAACAAAAUGGUGAAAGUUGCUGCAAUUGAGAAACAUGAAUAUGAAGGAUGGGUCUUAACAGUUGAUCCAGUUUCUGCCAGUAUUGUCCUUGCAACAUUCCUGGAGAAUGAAAAAGUGUCCAUAUCAGUUGUCUUGGGCCAUGCUGUCCAGGAGGUCGAAAUAUUGAAAGAAGGCGAUGAUGAAAUGAAGCAACGUCUUUCUUGCAUAUUUGCACCUGAAGAAAGCAAAGCCUACAGCCCAGAGGAACUUGAAAAGAGGAAGAACAACUUGAAGACUUGGCUAGAAACAAACCACAUCCCUGUAACAGAGCAAGGUGAAUCAGGAAGAACGCUAUGCGUGGCAGGGGUAUUAACUAUUGACCCACCAUACGGCCCAGAAGAGUGCAGCAGCUCCAAUGAGAUUAUUCUGUCUCGGGUUCAAGGCUUGAUACAGGGCUAUCUUGAAAAACAACAGUGAUGCCCGCUGUUUAAAGCGGUUGUCUUUAGGAAUGGCUCUACCCGCCCUAUUUUAGGAACUGUCCUGGGUAUCGAUAUUCACUAUUUACAAAAAUGCUGGGUUUAGGUACUUUUGUCUGAUUUUUAUAUGUUAAGAAAGGGAUAAAACAAGCAGUAUAAACUAAAAGCAUGAAGCAUUUUCCAUGCGCUAUUUUUUAUUAAAAGCAAGCCAUUGGAUAAUGAUGAUGUAUUACACUGAUAUAUCAGUUUACUGUAUCAGUAUUAAGCUGAUAUACCAGUUUAAUAAGUAUUUUUUGUAACAGUAUUGUGAAAGAUGAUAUAUGAUAAAUUUUUUUAAUCAGUUUUCCUCUGCCUUUAAAAUUAAUUUUAAUUGAUUAUCUAGUGGUGUAGGCAUGUUUACUUGAACUGCUUACCAGAAUUUUUUUUUUUCAGAAAGAGAAUUGUGACACUUGGACUUUCCAAACCAGAUGAAAAAAUUGUUCAGAAAGCUUUUUUUCUUCCUCCCACAACUGUUCUCCUGUUUUAGAAUAUGAAUUAUAAUGUAGGUCCAAGUUUGUAAAAUUAUUAAGGAAAGUUAGCAGGCAAAUAGAUUUAAAAACAUUUCCUAUCUAUAUCUUUUAUUUUAGAGCAGCAAUGAUUGGAAGACCUUUGCUCUUUGGAAAGAUAAUUUCUUGCAAUUCAGUAAGUUUGUGUUU